UAUAGUUUCCGGCAUUGGCUGUAGUGCGACUUGCAUUUGAAGAGUAACAUGAGGGUUGCGGUCCUGUGGGGCCUGCUGCCCCUGCUGUGUCAAUACACACUGGUAAGCAGCCACAUUUUGGGAAGGACGUCUUCUCCCGAUGACUUGGCCCAGCUCAGGUCUCUGCUUGAGCGCUUUGAGGAGACUCUGGCAGAAGCAGCCCAGGAGGAUGCCUCUGAAAUGGACUAUGCAACAUUGAACCAAGAACCAGAACACAGCCAGUCCAACCGAGGAGGGAACACGAAGCAGGACCGGGACCAAGAAGCUAUGGCAGUAGAACGAUCCCAAGCAGCGGCUGAAGGCCAGAGCCGGGCCUUGAGUCAGAGGAACCGCCUACUGGACCUGCUGGUGACGGCCAGAAAGCGGGCAUCAGGCUGCUUUGGUGCCAGGAUGGACCGGAUAGGGAACGCGAGCGGUCUGGGGUGCAACACUGGAAGAGGAUAGGCUGACUCUUCUGUGGGAUACGUUUGAUCCAUUUAUUGUUUCUUACCAGAAGUUCAGUCAAUUUAAUAUCUGAUAUUACAUUGAAGAACUGUUUGUGUGUGUGUGUAUCUAGCCAUGUCUUGAUUUCUGCACGUAUCUGUGUGAACAAAAUCAUGAAUUGUGUGAAGAAUCCAUGACACUGUAUGCUGUUCAACAAUGGCACACCAUAACUGCAUGUGGGUUGCUCUCAAUUAAAAACUAUGAAUAAAAAUAUCUUUUACAUA
Phyllopteryx taeniolatus (common seadragon) is the source of this 746-nucleotide messenger RNA. It is a transcript of the gene nppa, whose product is annotated as natriuretic peptide A. Gene Ontology annotation, molecular function: hormone activity; hormone receptor binding. Gene Ontology annotation, biological process: negative regulation of systemic arterial blood pressure; cGMP biosynthetic process; neuropeptide signaling pathway. Gene Ontology annotation, cellular component: extracellular region; cytoplasm; nucleus. The record is from RefSeq and is a predicted model, not a curated record. Bases 49 to 483 code for a protein of 144 amino acids. The transcript has 3 exons. NCBI's taxonomy places the organism in Eukaryota, Metazoa, Chordata, Actinopteri, Syngnathiformes, Syngnathidae.